Messenger RNA from Neocloeon triangulifer, 2352 nucleotides. RefSeq names its product protein HBS1 (gene HBS1). Bases 154 to 2238 code for a protein of 694 amino acids. The transcript is spliced from 14 exons. Gene Ontology annotation, biological process: translation. Gene Ontology annotation, molecular function: GTP binding; GTPase activity. Lineage: Eukaryota; Metazoa; Arthropoda; Insecta; Ephemeroptera; Baetidae. The record is from RefSeq and is a predicted model, not a curated record.
UCCUCCAAUCAGCGUCCUCCGAGAAAACCAAAACACAAGCACGACGCAUCGUCCUUUUUUGCCAGUUUUUAUCGGGAAAUAACCUUAAAACCUUUUUCAGAGCCACAAUCCAUGAGUCUAGACAGCUAACUAAGCUCCUUUGAGUCAGACAACAUGUCCCGACACAGAGACGUCCGCAGUCUCAACUAUUCGGACGAGUGCGAUGGCUAUGACGAUGUUUACGGCCACUCGGUCGAGGACGACUACAGCAUUUCGCCCAGCGUCGAGCAAUUCAUGUUCGACCGGUCGAGGCAGUCGGAAAUGUCUGCGUUCAUCAAGGACAAGGACGGCAUAGCUGAGGAAGACGAGGACGCCGAGGAAGGCCACGAGCAGUCUUUGUCUCCGCAAACCAGGCCUCGGCUGAACGAAUUGGACGAGGCGCGUCUGCAGUCGUGUCUCGAUGAAAUUCGCAAUGUCAUCGGCGAGUCCACUCCGGAGCGGUUGCUCAUCGACACCAUUGUCAAGAAUGGUUUUGACCUGCACCGAUCGCUGGACGCGGUGCUCAACUCGACUGCUGGAAAAGCUUCAAAGACUGCAGCUGCUGAACCUAGAGAAAAAGAUUUAAAAAUUAAACAAACAUUAUUUUGUUCCAUGUUGAUGCUCGGUUCUGUUCUUGAUUGGCAAGUUCUGCCUUCGAAACCAGAUCUCGGUAUUGAUGCAGUGCCUCUGAUGACGUCCACUCCUGAACCUGUAAAAGUCGCCAAGGCCAAAACCUUGAACAUAACCAAGGGUUUUGAAGUCACACCCAAGUCUGGCCAGAAAGACGGAAGCUUGAGGGUGGAGCCGAUGGAAACUUCGCCCAGGUCCCAAUCCCCCCUUUCGGACGUGGCCGCCGAAAAGGAAGCGGCUCUGGCCAAACACAGAGAGCUUCGAGGGGAGGCUGCCGUCGCUCGGUACAACGAGGAGCGCUCGGGAAUCAAACCUCUUCUGCACAUGGUCGUCAUCGGCCACGUCGACGCAGGAAAAAGCACCCUGAUGGGCCACCUUCUGUACGACCUUGGGCAGGUCAACCAGCGGACGAUGCACAAGUACGAGCAGGAGAGCAAAAAACUCGGAAAGCAAUCCUUCAUGUACGCCUGGAUCUUGGACGAAACUGGAGAAGAGAGAACUCGAGGAAUCACAAUGGACAUUGGACAGUCCAGAUUCGAGACGCCAACCAAAAGCGUUCUCAUCUUGGACGCUCCCGGACACAAGGAUUUCAUUCCGAACAUGAUCAGUGGAGCGACUCAAGCAGACGCGGCAGUUUUAGUUGUCGAUGCUGGACGGGGCGAGUUCGAGUCUGGUUUCGAAAGUGGCGGACAAACCAGGGAGCACGCUUUGCUCGUCAGAUCAUUGGGGGUGAGCCAGCUAGUGGUGGUUGUCAACAAACUAGACACGGUCAGCUGGGAUCAGACGAGGUUUUUGGAAAUCGCAAACAAGCUCGGCGCCUUUCUCAGACAGGCUGGUUAUCGAGACACUGACGUCAGUUUUGUUCCCUGCAGCGGUCUUUCGGGUGAAAAUCUGACUAAAUCUCCCACCGAGGACGCUCUUCUCAAGUGGUACCACGGACCUUGUUUGGUCGAAGCAAUUGACAAAUUCAAAAUCCCAGAAAGGCCCAUUUCCAAGUCAUUCAGGCUUUCGAUAAAUGACAUUUUCAAAGGAACUGGAACCGGAUUCUGCGUGAGUGGGCGGGUCGAGUGUGGUUCCAUUCAGGUGGGGGACAAAGUGCUGGUGCAGCCCCAAGGAGAGCAGGCCUUUGUCAAGGGUCUGACUUUGGAGGAAAUGCCGUGCCAAGUUGCAUUUGCGGGCGAUCAGGUGACCGUCACCCUAUCUGGCAUCGACAUGCAGAAUGUCUGUCUGGGCUACAUUCUGUGUGAUCCGCUGCACCCCAUUCCUGCCACCUCUCGAAUCGAAGCAAGAAUCGUUCUGUUCAAUCUGCAGUUCCCUAUUACUCAAGGCUUCCCUGUUUUCUUCCACUCGCAGUCGCUUGUCGAGCAGGCGGUGGUCACAAAACUGAUUUCUCAGUUGAAUCGAGGCUCUGGCGAAGUGAUCAAGCGUCACCCUCGUUGUCUACCCAAGAACACGAGCGCCGUUGUCGAAAUCACCCUAAAUCGACCUGUCGGACUCGAGCUUUACAGGGACGUCAAGGAGCUGGGAAGGUUUAUGUUGAGGUCGUCGGGAGUGACCAUAGCGGCUGGAUUAGUCAAUAAGAUUUACUAACGGAUUCAAAGGACUGACAGACUGGUACUAGGACUACUUACGGAAAACUGAUGUAAAACUAUCAUUUUUCUUUUUUACUUAAUUUGGAAAAUAAAUUGGGAGUAUAAAGCAUGA